This is a messenger RNA of Ectocarpus siliculosus, 1540 nucleotides long. Lineage: Eukaryota; Phaeophyceae; Ectocarpales; Ectocarpaceae. The record is from the annotation of a GenBank genome assembly.
UGCAAUCCUGCUGGCCUGUCCAAUACUUUGGAGCCAUAUGCUUAUCGAGGAAGCUGAUUUUGAGAGGGCGUGUCGAGCUGCUGCUCGAGGAGUGGCACCUCAGCAUAAAAGAAGAGUACGCCCGCGAGCCGCAGCCGUCGACUCCAAUGAUGGCGACUGGAGCGUCGCUGGUGGAUCCCGCUCUCAAACGUUUUGGCCACGGUUCGGAGAUAUCUGCCUUGCCGCGGCCGGUGUCCGUUGUGCCGUUCUCCUCGACUCGCGCCGCGCGCCCCGCCGAAGUCCUCCGCUAGCAGACGUUCUGCUGGCACUGCAGCACGAUCAACAGGAACGGCAGCAGCAGAAAGAACAUUGCGCGACUCGUGACUGCCAUUCCGACUGCGAUUGUAACAGCGGCGGCGUCGCCUGCUUGGGAUUGCUCGUUUUGGAAGGGUCGAGCUUCUUGGUCAACCGUGUUAUGCUUGUGCGUAGACUCAACGAGCUUUUUUCGGGUGAAACCAUCGCUGCAGAACCAGUAGACGAGAGGUUCAGGAGGUCGGCGACAUGUGCCACCGAUUGCGACAAGAAGAGUGGAUAUGGGACGGAGGCGGUGAGACCGGCGGUGGAUGGUGCCGCCUCAGCUCAUCAGCGACACUUCGAUCGCCGAGACUUGGCUCUCCUCGAUGUGAACAUGGCUCUGGCGGUGCCGAGUGAUCGCAGCGAUGUUCUCGCUCCAAGACUCUAUGCAGCUCUCCUCUGGGCGUUCGGCGGAGCAACGGUAGCGGCCACCGCGAAUAGCGUUGAAGAAGGGCGAGCCAGGGGACCGUCACCAACGCCACCACCACGAGGUACUAGCAGAGAGUCGACGGCGAUGGAGACCUCGGCGAAGAGCAACAGGGAGGAUAGGUUUUGUGGGGGCGACGGCGUACAUCGCGUGCCGCCAUCAGAACUAGAAGGGGGGGCACGCUGGCUGCGAGACUGGAGCAUGAAGGAGCUGGUUUUGGACUGUGAGAGUCUUGUUAAAACCUUGGGCGACGUCGGCCUCUCCGGGAUGGCCGGUUGGCUGCUCGAGUAUCCGGCGAUUUACUGCUGCUCCUCUCUCAACGACGGGACGACCAAUGGAAGCGACGGGAAGGAAAUGGAGCAUGCAAGGGGCAACUGCUUGGCUGCCGUACCGCUCACCGUCUACUCGCUAGCAGUCGACUUGGGCGACAAGGGGCGGGGCUCCUCCUCCCGCCCGCAGCCGUCGCUCGAUGAGCGCUCGGCGAGCGUUACCGGCGCAUGGUUCGAGGCCUUUAGCUUCAGCGUGCCCGAGGCGAUGUGUGGCCCAACCGAGACCGAGCAGGAUGAGGACGAAGUAAAUGGUGGUGGUGCGUGCGGGGAAAAUCGCGAGGAGCGACACCGGCGAACGGCUGCUGCUCUUCAUGGCCUCGUGGACAAUUUUGUACAGACAAUAGACCGUCGAUUAGCGCGACUUCGCAGAAGUGGCGUCAAUGGUAACGACUCCUUCUUAAGCCUGAAUGUUAGCAAGCGCAGAGCGACGCUUGACCAGGUUGCGCUUUAA